This is a messenger RNA of Lodderomyces parapsilosis, 708 nucleotides long. RefSeq lists its product as uncharacterized. Gene Ontology annotation, molecular function: 4 iron, 4 sulfur cluster binding; NADH dehydrogenase activity. Gene Ontology annotation, biological process: mitochondrial respiratory chain complex I assembly; mitochondrial electron transport, NADH to ubiquinone. The transcript has a single exon. The record is from RefSeq and is a predicted model, not a curated record. Bases 1 to 708 code for a protein of 235 amino acids. Lineage: Eukaryota; Fungi; Ascomycota; Pichiomycetes; Serinales; Debaryomycetaceae. Gene Ontology annotation, cellular component: membrane.
AUGUUUAGACAAAGCGUAGCAUCCAGGUUAGUACAAAACUCAUCCGUCAAAACAUUGGCCAUCUACAAUAACAUUCGUUUCAUUUCAUCUUCACAAACUUUGCUCAAACCAGCUUUAGCUGCAGAAACAACCGAAUAUUUACCCACUGGAGGAUCCACACAAUCAGCAUGGCCAAAGGGUUUCAGACAAGCCAAGCCAAAGACUUGGGAAGAAGGUCAUGAAUCGGCAUUGAGUAAAGCUACAAAAUACUUUUUCUUGAGUGAAAUAGCUCGUGGUAUGUAUGUCUGUUUGGAAAUGUUCUUUAGAAGUCCAUAUACGAUAUAUUACCCAUUUGAGAAAGGUCCAAUCAGUCCCAGAUUCAGAGGAGAGCACGCAUUGAGGAGGUAUCCAAGUGGUGAAGAAAGAUGCAUUGCUUGUAAAUUAUGUGAAGCUAUCUGUCCGGCACAAGCAAUCACUAUCGAAGCUGAGGAAAGAGCUGAUGGAUCAAGAAGAACAUACAAAUAUGAUAUCGAUAUGACCAAGUGUAUUUAUUGUGGUUACUGUCAAGAAAGUUGUCCUGUUGAUGCUAUUGUUGAAAGUCCAAAUGUUGAAUACUCCACUGCCACAAGAGAAGAAUUAUUGUACAACAAGGAAAAAUUGUUGGAUAACGGUGAUAGAUGGGAACAAGAGUUGCAAUACUGUAUCGAUGCCGAUGCUCCAUAUCGUUAA